AUGGAAAAAAAUAGGUUCAUUAUUAUUAUUUUGUAUUGUAAUGCAAUAUUUCUGAGUAGAUUUAGAGUUGUUAGUUUCGAUGCAACAGGAACAUUGUUUGGAGUUCGUGGUUCUGUUGGUCAUCACUAUGUAGGUAUCAUCGACAACGAUGCAUUGAAUCGAAACUUUUUAAAGUGUUUUUCGGAGCUUUCAAAGAAAAGUCCUAUUUUUGGUAGGGAUAUAGGCGAGGCCGUUGAGAAUCAGACCGGACAAGAGUGGUGGUCUCAACUUGUAAAGAUGGUCAUGAUACGAUCGGCUGGUGAUCAACAGAGUGUCAUCGAUGCCAUCAAUAAACUACCGGUGCAAUUCUAUCAUGAUCUCUAUCAUAAAUUCGAAGGUGACAGACAAACCCUUUUAGAAGGUCGUGCACAUGAAUGUUGGCAACUCUUCCCAGAGGUUUUACAAACUCUCGACCAAUUAAAGUAUAAAGAUAAAAAAAUUGUAUCAAUCAUUUCAAAUUUCGAUGAAAGAAUUUAUUCAAUACUAAAACACUUGGGAAUCUCAAAUUACUUUAAAGAUGAACAUACUAAUCUUAUUACAACAUCAUUCGAUUGUGGUUAUUCGAAACCAAAUAAAUUGAUAUUUGAAGAUAGCUACAAAAAGAUACAGGCCAUUGAUAGUACUAUUCGAAAAGAUCAGAUUCUCUAUAUUGGUGAUCAUUUAGAGAAAGACUUAAAAGGUGCUGCUGAAUUUGGUUUUAAAUCACUAUUAAUUGAUAGAAAUAAUCAACAUCCAGACAUAACCACAAACAAAAUUGCCAAACUUAAUGAUAUAUUUAAUAUUUAA
Messenger RNA from Heterostelium album PN500, 825 nucleotides. RefSeq lists its product as uncharacterized. The coding region runs from base 1 to 825 and encodes 274 amino acids. The transcript is spliced from 5 exons. Lineage: Eukaryota; Evosea; Eumycetozoa; Acytosteliales; Acytosteliaceae. The record is from RefSeq and is a predicted model, not a curated record.